CGUAUCCGAUGUGUAAGAACGAUUUAAAAUUAGUGUAAGACCUAAUGUUUAUUGUAGUUAAACUCCGUUUGUCGUCAGUGUGAUGUUAGACGUUCAUGGUGCGGUCCCCGAAAUUGUUAUUGCUUACCGUGAAAAAUAUAUUUAAUGAUUAAUUCAUGUGCUUAAAUUUGCAAACAGAAUGAUACUGGAAACAUUAUCGCUCCUUGAGGUCAAGGUGCUACUGCCGCUUUUGGAGUUAUUCUCUGUAGCUAUCGUAUCUCUAUCCUCGUGGAAAUACGGCGCUCCCUUAUACCCACAACACGCCACAGUCAAUGAUGGGCAGAGUUUCGACUUCGUGAUCGUCGGCGCGGGCUCCGCUGGCUGCGUGGUUGCUAACAGACUCACAGAAAUCUCCAACUGGACCGUUCUGCUAGUUGAAGCGGGCGAUGAUCCACCCAGCAUAGCUUACAGCCCUGGUGCCUCAGUGCUGACAUCAACGUACUUGCCAGACUGGGACUAUUACACCGUCGACGAUGGCUUUUCUAGCCAAGCACGAAAGACAAAAAACAUUCGGAUGAACAGAGGCAAAAUGCUUGGAGGCAGUAGCUCACUAAACUACAUGUUUUAUGUGAGAGGGAACAGGUUUGAUUACGAGAGCUGGGCGGCUGCAGGUAAUGAAGAAUGGGAUUGGGAUACGGCCACUAAAUAUUUCAUAAAGAGUGAAAGAUUAAACGAUUUUGGAAUCUUAAACAGUAAGUCGGCUUCACUCCACAAUACUAAAGGAUACCUCGGGGUUACCAGACCUCUGUGGGAAGCUGAGACAGCAGUCUUUUACGAUGCUUUUAAAGAACAAGGUUAUAACAUUCUAGUAGAUACUAAUGGACAUCAACAACUUGGAUAUUCUGCUCCAACCUACACGAUUGACCAAGGAUUCCGUCAGAGUACAGCAUUGGCCUUCUUAGCUCCAAUUAAGGAUAGAAAAAAUCUACAUAUCCUAAAAAAUACUGUAGCGAGAAAGGUUAUCUUCGAUAAUAAAAGGGCAGUGGGUGUUGAACUUAAAACUCCUGAUGGAAUAACAAAUGUCAUUGCUAGAAAGGAAGUAAUUCUGUCUGCAGGAGCAAUAAACAGUCCACAGAUUUUAAUGCUAUCUGGUGUGGGUCCAAAAGAGCAUUUGCAAGAAAUGAAUAUCGACGUUGUGGCCGACUCGCCAAAUGUAGGAGAAAAUCUCCAAGAUCACAUCCUAAUUCCUAUUUUGAUGACAGGAGACGAGAGUAUUUCGUCUAUUGCAAAUAAUCUGAACACCAUAUACCAUUUCGAUAAAUUUCCUGUGCCGGCUAUGGUGGGAUUUGCCGCUAUAAAUAAAUCCCAAACAUACCCCGACUACCAGGUUACGACAGUACCUUUACCGACAGCUUCUAUCCUGCCUACAAUAAUGUGUUCUCAGAUCUUCAUGUUGGACGAUGGAAUUUGUACCGAGAUGGCAACAGCUGGUACAACCAGAGAGACCUUAUUCACUCUUCUAACAUACUUACACCCUGAGUCAAGAGGCAAGAUUAAACUGAAGAGUUCAAAUCCUGACGAUAACCCUCUGAUACACACCGGCUAUUAUUCCAAAGAGAGUGAUUUGGAUAAAUUUGCAAAAUGCGUUGAAGACUUCAUUACUGUGACCAAUACUUCGUACUUUAGAAGCGUCAAUUCUGAAGUAGUCGAUUUGGGAGUUAGGCAAUGCGAUAAUUUUGUGUUUGGAAGCCAUGGUUACUGGAUGUGCUAUGUAUUGAACGUAGCUGGUACCCAGUAUCACCCAGUAGGCACUUGCGCUAUGGGCCUAGAAGGGGUAGUGGAUGCAAGAUUAAAAGUUAGGGGGGUGAGUAACUUAAGGGUGGUGGAUGCGAGUGUAAUGCCUAGUAUUACAAGUGGCAAUAUAAACGCCCCUGUUAUAAUGAUAGCGGAAAAGGCAUCAGACAUGAUCAAAGUUGAUAACGGAGUACUUAAAAGUUGAUUGCAACUGUAACAAUAAUUUUAUGUUGUAGUCAUUUUCUUAUAAUAAUUUAUUAUUUAUUAACCAUUACCUUUUUUGACGGUAAAUGACUUCUAUCUUAAUAUGGUGUCAGGAGUAUGUUGCUUUAUGUUUAUAUAUUUUGGUAUAGAUAUAUAACUAAUAUAGUACAAAAACAACUACAAUAGUGUACAAAGAAUAACUUUAUUUUUGGACAUAGAAUUCGUACAAUUUAUUCUUCUAAGAAAUAUUUAAAUGCUGAUAUUGCCCGAAACGCCGGCGUGACGUCACGUACAGCGCGCGCGCGCAUCUUUACUACUAGCUGACAUAACGUGACACGUAUAUAAGUGGAUAUCAAUAUAGAUCUUCAUUGACAGGCCGACGUGUAUUUUCAACCAAUUCGUUACCAGAGUUACAAACAAAUAUAUUUUUAACGAUAUCUUAAUAAAAACUGGUGCACAGCAGUGAAGCAUUAAAAUCAAUAUUCAAUAUUUGAGGGGAGAUUAAAAAUAAACAUCAAUGAUUAAACUAACAGUGUUCAUACAUGAGCAAAUUGAUGUUUAUUAUAUACCAAUAGAAUUUAUAAAUAUUUUUAUACAAAUUAGAAAUUCGUUAACACGCGGAUUGCGGUGCAAAACAAUGCAUCAAACAUGAUAAACCACUGUUGUGGCUUACCGAAUUUUUUGCGCUCUUAAACUCAUAGCAAAACCGAAAGCUAGUCUAACUUUACACGCCUAGGGUGUAAAAAUAAGCGCUACAUGUGUGUGGCGGAAAACACAACUGCUAUGUCAUGGAAAUUUCGCGUCAGCUACACAAAUCACACCGUAUGUGACACUGCGCUACUGUAGCGCCCAUUUUUACACACGUGACGUGUGCGCCCGCAUCUUUGUAAUUUUUAAACACGUCUGAAUAAGUCACUUAAAAUACUAGUGUAAUUGUUGAUACCUGCAUUUUGCAACACCCGUAUAAAACUUAGUUGAUCACCUCUCGAAAUCCAUAAUAUGCCGAUUAACUGCCAGAUUUUCCCGUGUUUAAAUAAAAUACACAGUAAAAUGAUAUUUUUGAUCUUAUAUUUCGGUUAUUGUCAAAAUAAUGCAAUACUCAUUCUGGUAUGUAAACCAUUGAAAUGAAGUAUAUUUUUUCUUAUAAAAGCCCAUUUCGUACCACGUCGGCCUUUCAAUGAGUAAUACAAAAAAAAUACAGAGCUGUGGAAUGCAGUCUUCAGGUAAAUAAUAUAUUGUAAUUACAAUAUUUAUAUCGAAAGUCUAAAAUGAUACAUAAAGUAGAAAUUCUGUAAAUUUACAAAGGUAUAUUUAGAGAAAUGCAUAACACAAUGAUUGCCCCCCUUCAAACACGUGUCGUGAUGUAAUCGUAUCGUUCGCAUAUAUUUUUUUGAACUACGGGAUUGUCGAAUAAAAACUACGACAAGCGAUACUUCUAAAACGAUGUCGUAUAAGGAUAUUUAGAGAAAUGUAUGUAUGGGUUUGUAACGUACAGCCAUCGAAAUAUACUACUUUUGGAGUCAAUUCAUAUCAGCGGAGAGUAGAGACAACGAAUCAUCAAUAUAUAAUUUCAUAUAGUGAACUCAACCUUAUCACCACAAUAUAACGUGCAUAUUAUUUUUAUUCUGAUAAAAAAGAGUCUCGCGAAUUCGGACACAUUCUAGAAAAUACACGCGAAUUCGUGAGACGAGAAAUUAUUAUGGCUGAUAUAAGUUGACCCUUACAAUACGUUUCUAUCACGACUCGUGUACGAAGCUUCUUAGACAGGCUACGAGCUGUUAGCACGUUACAGUGCGUGCUUGUAUUUUUUUUUCAACUGAAUGACGUAACGAGCAAAUGGGUCUCAUGAUGUCAAGCGAAUACUUAAUAAACAGUAGCAAAACAUUAAAUUACAAAUCGCGUGAAACGCUCCUGCGCUUAUUUCUCCAAUACCCACAAAUAUAACUGAUUGUUGUCUGAAAUUCGCAAAGGUGAUGUAUGCUUAGAAUAUCACAAAAACACACGAUACGACUAUGUGUCGUUUUUUGGGAUUGGUUGAGACUAAACAUGUACCUGAAGAUCUUUAGAUCAAUCACAAACAUCAAAA
This is a messenger RNA of Manduca sexta (tobacco hornworm), 4063 nucleotides long. Its product is annotated as oxygen-dependent choline dehydrogenase. Gene Ontology annotation, molecular function: flavin adenine dinucleotide binding; oxidoreductase activity, acting on CH-OH group of donors. NCBI's taxonomy places the organism in Eukaryota, Metazoa, Arthropoda, Insecta, Lepidoptera, Sphingidae. The coding region runs from base 179 to 1978 and encodes 599 amino acids. The record is from RefSeq and is a predicted model, not a curated record. The transcript has 4 exons.